GUAAACACGUGGAGAUUGGACACAAUUUGUCGUGGUUGGUGUUACGAAAAGGUGAAACUUUAGAGAUUUAACGAGAGUAGAAUUUGUCUGGAGUCUUUUUCCCCUAUCUUCUAUGAUCAUUCUUAUGUGACGGUUACCAUGCAAGGUGGUCGAUGUCUUCAAAGAACACCGUUUAAGUUUGGUAUUCAAGAGAGAAGGUCGUUGGAGUUUGUCGUUCAAAUUUGUUAAGAUUACAAUAGUCUUCGUUUAUCCCUGUCAUCGUCAUUGUAUCGACUCGGGUAGUAUCCAAGGAUUGUUUGCUGUAACUGGCUUAUGUUCAUGCAGUUAGAUAACCAUGUCUCCAUUGUCGCUCGUACCUUAUACCCUAUUCUUCUUGCUAUUUGCCAACGGAGACUCACCAGAUAUCGUGCUGGGCGGAUCUUCUCCGAGCGUUGCUUUCCAGCAUCGAAAGUCUCCGAUGGUGGUGGUGGUAAAACUCCGUGCGGAGAACUCAACCCUACGAGAGCGGUGCACAAACUUGCGAUGAAAUUUGCCAUAUCCGAGAUCAACAAAAGAAACGAUAUUCUUCCGGGGAUAGUACUUGCCACCAUAUUUAAAGAGACCUGCUGUGAUCAGGAUUAUGCUGUAAAUGAAACUUUGAAUUUUGAUUUCGUCAAAGACGCUUUUCGAAAAGAACCGAUGAAUGCGGGUCACGUGACCUGCAGUGUUGUAGUAAUGAGACGCAGAUUGACAAACCAGUGGCGGCGAUUAUUAUUGCCGCAAAUAGUCAUAUUCAUAAAUAAUCCCGAGCUGACUGACGUUAUCUCACGAAAAGUUCCAGUGAUCAGCUUUACUGCUACGAGUCCUUCUUUGAGUAAUAUGGACUAUUUUCUACGCACUGUGCCUCCGGAUUCCGUCGUCGUUGAAGUUAUGGUUGAUCUCAUACAAAAAUUGCGAUGGAACAUAGUAAUGGUUCUUUAUGUAGACAAUGAGUUUGGUCAUUAUGCCGCUGAAGGCUUUAGGAGGGCAAUCAGGUUGACAAUGCCAAAGAUUUGUAUAGUUCAUGAUGAUAAAUUUAAGCCAAACUCUGAUAAAGCUGAGAUUAUGCGAGUUGUUAAAGAUAUUACAAACGUUACCAAGUCAAGAAUUAUCGUAUUUUUUGGUACAAAAGAGGAUUUUGCAUUUUUCCAUAAGCGAAGCGGUUCGUUUAACGCGAAUGACUACGUCUGGAUUUCGUCCGAGUUGUGGUACAGUUCGGAACUAACAUCCAUUUUACAUAAAGUGGAAAACAUCCUAGCAAUUGUACCAAAGCAAAGCUUUCUUUCGGAUCACUUUCUCGAAUACUGUGCACGGCACAUGCACGUGAACAUCACGUCUGCAUGUCUGAAAGAGAACGUGGAAAGAUCAGUUCACGUUAUUCCACUGAUAUUGAACGCCGUUUUUGCUGCUGCUGCGGGUAUUCAUCAUAGCCUGGGUUGCGAACGCGUUACAUCAUGUCGCAAUAGGCUUGGCAAUACCUCUCUAAGUUCCUUGUUAAGAAAUUUGAAAAAUUUGAAUGAGACCAACCAUCUUACCAACCAGAUCAUAUCAUUUGAUGAGAACCGCAACCCCCCCGAAUUUCGUUUUCCGUUUUCAAGCUCAAUCACACCAUCGCUGUACAACGAGGCCAAACAGACCAUGACGUCAUUGGCAACUGGUUCUGUUCUCGGACUACGUGUAAGGGACUUGUCUGGUAAUGUCAGCAGUUUUAUUAACUACCAUGCCUUCGAUUCUACUUGUGGUAUCAACUGCCACAAAGGCUCGUAUAAAUUAGUGAAAGAAGAUUAUCCUGACUGCUGCUGGACGUGCAAGAAAUGCACCGGGAACAUGUAUACGAACAGUUCCGAUCAAUUAAGCUGUUUGAAAUGUGCAGAGGAUCGAUGGCCCAAUGAUAACCACUCGUCUUGUGAUCCAAUCAAGCAUGAAUAUUUGAGCGUCUUUUUCACCCCAGGUGUUCUUCUUCUUGUGUGGAACAUCUUGGGCAUCAUAGGGAUAGUGAUCAUUAGUGGUGUAUUCGUGAAGCACAGCUCCUCUCACAUUGUGAAAGCUUCAAGUAGGACAUUGUCAUUGCUGUUGCUGCUAGGAAUAUUUAUGGAAUUUGUGAUAGUCUUAACGUCACUUCGGGAACCACAGAAAGCUUGGUGUACCACGAUGUUCGUACUUACUCACGCCACAAGAUGUCUUGUUGCUGGAACGUUAUUAAUGAAGACAAAUAGAAUUCAUCGAAUCUUUAGGAAGACCGCCAUGAUAGAGCCUCCGCGGUGUCUUGGAAAUAACUGUCAACUACUCAUCAUCGUGAUUAUAGUAUUUAUCUCAAUUAUCAUCUCCACAACGGCGCUUUUUGUCAAUCCCGAACUUGGAAAUGAGCUAAUACUUUACGUUAAAAAAGAAAAAAAGAAAACGGCGUUCUUACUUUGCAAUUUUAUCGGAAGAACUUUCCAAAACACUAAACUUCAUAUUCUCCUGUGGAGCUACGAAUAUGGCUUGAGCUUUAUAUGCACAUAUCAGGCCUACCUGGUACGCAAGGUCCCAGAGAAUUACAACGAGGCGUGGUACAUCACCAUCACCAUGGUAACUAUUUCAACGAACAUUUUAAUAUAUUUUAUAAGUGUGAUCGGUGCGCAAGACAAAAACAAAGCAUAUGUGUAUUUCACUGUUAAAAGCCUCACAGCAACCGUUGCCUUAGGAUGUAUGUUCAUUCCAAAGGUCUACAUCAUCAUAUUUAAGCCGGAAAAAAAUGUCCCGCACAACGUAGCCUCCAUACAACUGGGUACAUUUGUGGAUUCUAAGUCCAGUGUUGUAAAAUCAACAGAGAGAACUUCAAAUGUCCCGCACAAGCCUCCAUACAACUGGGUACAUUUGUGGAUUCUAAGUCCAGUGUUGUAA
Molecule: messenger RNA, 2904 nt
Organism: Xenia sp. Carnegie-2017
Lineage: Eukaryota; Metazoa; Cnidaria; Anthozoa; Malacalcyonacea; Xeniidae
Product: extracellular calcium-sensing receptor-like
Biological process (GO): G protein-coupled glutamate receptor signaling pathway; regulation of synaptic transmission, glutamatergic
Cellular component (GO): membrane
Molecular function (GO): adenylate cyclase inhibiting G protein-coupled glutamate receptor activity
Source: RefSeq, a predicted model, not a curated record